Bubalus bubalis (water buffalo) is the source of this 1719-nucleotide messenger RNA. RefSeq names its product MINDY family member 4B (gene MINDY4B). Bases 1 to 1377 code for a protein of 458 amino acids. Gene Ontology annotation, biological process: protein K48-linked deubiquitination. The record is from RefSeq and is a predicted model, not a curated record. NCBI's taxonomy places the organism in Eukaryota, Metazoa, Chordata, Mammalia, Artiodactyla, Bovidae. Gene Ontology annotation, molecular function: K48-linked deubiquitinase activity; cysteine-type deubiquitinase activity. The transcript has 12 exons.
AUGGAGCCCUCAGAAGAGGCACAAAGCUCCCAAGAGCUGGAUUUAGAGGAGAUAACUAGAAAGCUUUUAUUUCUUGACAAAUGGAGGGAAAUCUUUAGUUGUAACCGGUUGGGAACCAAUAAUACAACUUCUCAGAAUCAUGAAGGUGACCUUAUAUCUGCUGGUGAAACUGAAGAUGGGACAGGAAGGCCUCAGCCAAAAGGACAAGGACAUUUGCCAUCAAGUCGCCUUUGUUCUGUUCCCAAACCCUCUAUCAUCUCUUCAAAAUCGGGCGGCUUUCCUGUCUCCCUAGCAAUGGCCACAAAACUGCGCCAGACCCUCUUUGGAAAUACCAUCCAGGUCUUCAGCUCUGACUGGACAAAGGCCUAUUUCCAGUUUCAUGAGCCUUUUUCUGACCUGGCUUUUGCGUUGCAAGUGGGAAAGGGAGGUGUCCGAAGCAUUCAGAUGGCUGUACAAGGAUUCAUCAUUAAAUACCUGCUGUUUACAAGGAAGGGAAAAGACUGUAACUUCCUCAGCUUGUGCAGGAUAAGCAAGCACGAUCAGGACCACACGCUGGCGGCGGCGCUCGCAGGCAUCCUGUGGGCCGCAGGAGCAGCUCAGAAGGCCACCGUCUGCCUCAUUACUGACGACACUUAUGUCGCCCCAACUCCUGGCUACUCUGGGGACGGUUUCUCUGAACGGCUCCAGCUGUUUGAACUUUCAGACAAAGAAGCCACUGAGAAAUUCAUCUAUGAUCAUUUACAAUGUUUCAAAGGAGAAGGAUGCCAUGGCGUCAUCUUAUUUCUUUACAGCCUGAUCUUCUCCAGAACAUUUGAAAGGCUUCAGGAGGAGCUGGACGUCGCCACCACUCACCUACUACAACCAAAUGCUGGAGGUUUCCUGUGCAGGCAGGCAGUUUUGAACCUGAUUUUAACUGGAAGAGCAAGUCCACACACCUUUAACGGCUGUCAGAAAGGAAAGUCUCAAGAAAUAUUACAUGGGGUCCUGACCCGCAGUGACAUCGGCUAUUUGCAGUGGGGGAAGGGCACUUCAGACGAUGACAGACUUUCACAGGUGGGCAGCAUGCUGAAGACUCCCAAGUUACCUGUCUGGCUGUGCAACAUCAACGGAAAUUACAGUGUCCUGUUUAGCACAAACAGGCAGCUCUUAUCAGACUGGAAAGUGGAGCGCCUCUUUGAUCUGUACUUCUACAGUGGCCAGCCUGCACAGAAAAAACCUGCACACCUUACCAUAGACACUCACUCCCAUCACUGGGAAAGCGUCCAACAUGAAGAUGAACACAGACCAGGACGACGGUUUUCCCCACUGGAGAUGGUGAUCAGAACCAAGUGGAGAGAUGCCACCAUCAAUUGGAAUGGAUCUGUUCCCUUUUUCUAAAGAAGAAGCCAAGAUGUACAAUAAAGUCUGAAGCAUCAGCACUGCUGCUGCUGCUGCUAAGUCGCUUCAGUCGUGUCCAACUCUGUGUGACCCCAUAGACGGUAGCCCACCAGGCUCCCCCAUCCCUGGGAUUCUCCAGGCAAGAACACUGGAGUGGGUUGCCAUUUCCUUCUCCAAUGCAGGAAAGUGAGAAGUGAAAGUGAAGUCGCUCAGUCGUGCGCUAUGGGGACACAAAAGCCUAACUUGGGGAAGACCAUUUUAUGUUCCUUAUUCAGAAGCCCCACCCAAAACACCCCCAUAAGCAGUAUGUUUUUUCUUUUGUCUCUAUGAACUCUCUGCAGU